Phyllostomus discolor (pale spear-nosed bat) is the source of this 1384-nucleotide messenger RNA. It is a transcript of the gene TMEM275, whose product is annotated as transmembrane protein 275. The coding region runs from base 351 to 884 and encodes 177 amino acids. NCBI's taxonomy places the organism in Eukaryota, Metazoa, Chordata, Mammalia, Chiroptera, Phyllostomidae. The record is from RefSeq and is a predicted model, not a curated record. The transcript has a single exon.
AGGGACUGUGUCUGUCUGGAGGAGGGAGGGUGGGAGGAUGGCAAGAGUAGCCAGAGGGAACCAGGGACUGGGUAGGAAAACAAUGGGCAGACUCUUCCCAUAGGGGUGGGUUGGGGUGGGUUGUUGAUUCCAAGAGGCAGAGGCAGGGGGCUGGGCAAGAUGACCUCUGCACUCCCAGGCACUGAAUGUAGCCCCAGAACUGAGAGUGGGAUUGGAAGCUGAGAUACCCUGCUGACCACUCCCUCUCGCUUUGUGCUCACAGGACCACUGGGAGCUCGGCCGCAGACAGGGGAUCUGGUCCGGGCCGGCGGCAGGAAAGACCCUGAUGAGUGCCCCGAGUCCCCAGACCGAUGCCGCCCAAAGGGAAGAGCCAGGGACCCGGUUCGCGGGCGCCUGCGGUCCGCGCACAGGGCUGGCUGCCCGGCCUGCUGUCGCCGGCGCUAUGCUGUGCCUGUGGUUUGUGCGUGCUGCUGGCGGGCGUGAACGUGACACUGGUGGGCACCUUCGCCUCUUUCCUGCCCAGGCUCAAUGUGCCGCUGAUCGUAGGGCCGGCGCUGCUGGUGGUGGCAUUCGGCUUCUUCGCGGCCUGCUGCGCGUGUAGCCGCCGGGUCCCCACGUCCCGCCCGCGCUCCACGGCAGCAAAGGGCGCGGACCAGGGGGGCGGUGGCACCGGCCCCGUGGCGCUGGAAAUGGAGAGCAGCGAGCGCACGGCGCAGGACACCACGGCCGUGCAGCUGAGCCCCGCCGCCUCAGCUGCUUCCUCCGGCCGCUCCAGCCCAAGCCCCUGCCCCUUCGCCCUGGACUCCCCCGCGACUGCUGUGGCCUACACACCGCGCACCAACGGGGUCCGGCUCAACCUGCCCCGGGAGCGCGAGGCCCCCUAGCGGUGCGGGCCCUCCCGGACCCGCCAAACCGGGGUCCUUUCGUUCAGUGCCAUGUAAGAAAAAAGAAAGAGGAGGAGGAGAAAAAGACAAGAAAAAGGAAAUUUUCUUAAGGGUCAGGCGCUGGGCACAGGUAGCCUCAUCUGUGCCAUCUCUGGAACUUCUGGAGGGCAGAGUGUGCCCAGGCAUGUCCCCACUGCCAGGGGUGAGCAGCUCCUUGGCGCUCCAGAUGGGGUCUGCUAGGCCCUACAUUACUGCAUUCCCCAGACUUGAUGAAAUGGGACCCCUGGACCUUGAGUCCUAACACUACCACCACCCACAGCUUUUGGGCACUAUGAAUGGGGCCACUCUGAGAGGGACCGACUACCAGCAAAGCCCACACCUCCAAGGGGUAGGAUGAAGCGGGAGAAGGGGAGGAGUAUCAGCCCCAGGUGUCUGCUGUCCUUGCACACUGUGAAAGGUCACCAGCUCCCCUCUGCUCCUCCUCGCCCUCCUUGCCUCCA